GAAGUUUGGAAACUUUGUACUGUCGAGAGAAAAAGAAAAGAGGGAGUGAGAGAGAGAGAGAGAGAGAGUGAGUGGGGGGUGAGUUGGACUGGAAGAGCUGAGACUACUUGAGAAGCCAGAUAGGAAAAAGGAGUCUUGCUUGGGAGAGGAUCUGCAAGGAAGCCACCAUGUCCCACAAAGGAUGCCUUAGCGUCAUAAAGUACUUCCUCUUCAUCUUCAACCUCUUCUUUUUUAUGCUUGGAAGUCUUCUCUUCAGCUUUGGCUUAUGGAUCCUUUUUGACCGAAACAAUUUUGCUUCUGUUCUUGGGUCAUCAUAUUAUGCCCUAAAAGUCUGGUCCUAUAUCUUCUGUGGUGUUGGCAUCCUCACAAUGUUGAUGGGUUUCCUUGGAUGUCUAGGUUCCCUCAAGGAGAUCAAGUGCAUGCUGGGAUUUUACUUUGCCUUCCUGCUCCUCCUUUUUAUUGCUCAGAUCACCAUCGGGAUCCUGAUAUAUGUACAGCAAAACUCGCUCAAGAAAACUGUUGGAGAAUAUGUAAAUGGCAUAAUCGAAACUUAUGGAGCAAAAAGUUCCUACUCUGAUCAUGAAGAGAGCUGGGAUUUUGUGCAAAAGCAGUUCCAGUGUUGUGGAUGGACCUCUUAUAGCGACUGGAGGAAGAACCCGAGAGUCCACAACUCCUCCGACCUCUUCCCCUGUUCCUGUUACAAUGCUUCUCAGUCUAGUCCUCUGGAGAUUAAUCAGACGGCAAACGUGGAGCCUGAAGGCUUCUGCAAAACUUUGGGCGAGUGGCCAGUCUACAAGGAGGGCUGCAUGCGUAGUGUUGAAGUCUGGGUGACCAAUAAUAUCAUCACAGUUGUGGGGAUCUGCCUUGGCAUUGCCCUUCUCGAGCUCUGCCUCAUGACCCUGUCGAUGUUUCUGUGUAGGACCAUUGCCCCCAACUAUGACAAGCUCGCCCGUUAUUCCUAGGAGGUGACUCACCAGUCCCCAAAGUCGGAAACUAUUCCCUCUAAUGAAGCCAUUCCACUUCAGGAGAUUUAAAACAGUGUUUUGCAUGGUGCCUUGGGAGGUUCCCUACUUAACUUUUUUUUUAACUCAUACCUUGGUAAAUGAAACUUAACCUUCAGGAGAGCAACCGGCACCAGCAAAGAAAUGGAAAGUAUUCCGCUUCAUGCAGUGAUAUGGAUGAUUUGGUUCUUAGACCACUUCCAAAAACUACAAGCAUACUGCCAUUUGCCUUGAGAAAAGAUGUAACCUAUCUCCAAAGUAAGAUGCCAUUCCUAUGUUUUUAUAUCACUUGAAUUCUUAAUAUUUGACUCUGGAAACUGUUUUGUAGGAAAUUACCUGCACAGAGUUAGACUCUGAAGGGUCUCAAAAGAUAAAAUAUAAACGAACUGUACAGUACAACUCCCACAUCCAUUGGGAUACAUUCCCAGACUUCACAUGGAUAUGUAAAACCGAAAUAAUAGCAAAUCCUAUUGAAAUGAAGGAUUUCUGUCCCUAGAAUACUAUAGUUGUGCUGGAGGACCUAGAAAAUGCCUAGAGAGGACACAUUUUGUCAGAUAUGGCUCAAUGAGACUAGAUAUUGCUCUGCAGAUACGGGGUUUGUACUGUAUUUUCCAGUUUUUAUUGUUUACCUCAUUAUUAAAUUCCCUAAAUGGGAUGAAACAGAUAUACAUGCUAGAACAGGCAUUGGCAAACUUUGGGCCUCCAGGUGUUUUGGACUCCAACUCCCACAAUUCCUAACAGCCGGUAGGCUGUUAGGAAUUGUGGGAGUUGGAGUCCAAAACACCUGGAGGGCUAAAGUUUGCCAAUGCCUGGGCUAGAAAACUUUGUUCUUACCUGAAAAAAUUAAUCUGUAAUUAAAAUUUAUUGUGCAAAUGUUCAAUUGAAUUAACUAUAGCAAUGAAUCUAGUAGAGUAGUGACAUUUUGGAUGUCGAAUUGUAUUUUUGAGCAAUGCCUUUUGGGUGCACCUGGUUGAAACACUGCAAUGUGUCCAGACCAGGCAUUAAUACGACAUUAUUGUGUCCAGAAUUUGGAAAAAUUGCUUUUUCAGACUAUAACUCCCAGAAUCUCCCUGCCAAUAUGUGUCAUGCUAGUUGCGAAAUUCUGAGAGUGCAAAAAGCAUCUUUCCCCAAUUUUGGUUUUAACCCACUUCAGUGUUCAUCUUGUAUUGCUGCCUCAAAGUCACUGUGAUAGGCUCGCAUGCUGCAAAAGCUUUAUUUAAUAGGGUUGGAUUUCCUUCUAGAUUCCUGAAAACCAAUUUUAAUCAAGUACCAGUCCUAUACUCUGAACCCCAUAUAAUUCCCAUAGCUUGAAAAUACUUUGUCCCCACAAUGAUAGCUCUUCAUGGACACAAAAAUUCCUUUGGGUACUUCUGCAAAAAGGCUUCUUCAUCUAUAUUGCCCGCAGAAGCGUCAAUAACCAGAUUCUCAGCGUUUGUGUGGGAUUCUUAAAACUGACCGAAAGUAAAGGACAAAGCCUUUGCUUAUAUUGGACAUGUAUGCACUGGUGCUGCUUUCUCAUUGUUUCAAUGGAGUUAUGUCUAUUGGUAAUCGUACAAAUUAGUUAUGUUCACUUCGAGGACAAGGUAAUCAGUUGUCAUGGAUUUAUAUUAUAUCCCGCAUGUCUCAUCUUGCAGAACGAUGGAUGGGGAAGUCUAUUUUUAACCUUUGCUGUAUGUUUGUAUUUAUGUAUAUAUAUCCACGUGGUUGUUUGAUACAGUAGAACGGGGAAGGAAAACAUGCCAAGAAGAGGAAGUAAGUGGAAUGAGGCCCACAUACGAUUUCACGUACCUCCUCAACAUGUUGCCUUUUGUUCUUAAGAUAUUUGGGGUUGUUUUCUAAGUCUCCCAUUUUGUAAAUAAGUAAUAAAAAGAACCCUAGAAUCCAACAA
Anolis carolinensis (green anole) is the source of this 2889-nucleotide messenger RNA. It is a transcript of the gene cd37, whose product is annotated as CD37 molecule. The transcript is spliced from 9 exons. The coding region runs from base 168 to 962 and encodes 264 amino acids. The record is from RefSeq and is a predicted model, not a curated record. Gene Ontology annotation, cellular component: plasma membrane. Lineage: Eukaryota; Metazoa; Chordata; Lepidosauria; Squamata; Anolidae.